Prorocentrum cordatum is the source of this 1796-nucleotide messenger RNA. Lineage: Eukaryota; Dinophyceae; Prorocentrales; Prorocentraceae. The record is from the annotation of a GenBank genome assembly.
GACGCUGCCCAGGGACUGGUGAGGUCGUUCCCAUGGCGGUGAAUGGCUUAGAGAUUGCAGGCCUCGCAGAGGGUGACUUCUACCUGGUGCGCUUUCAAGUUCCGGGGCCGCCUCUCUGGCACGAACGGCUGUGCGUAUACCUACCUCAGCAGGCCGGUGCGGUCUGCGCUUGCUAUACGCCAGACGGGGACAGCUACGAGGAGGAUCUCGGGGCUGGCUGCGACGCCGCAGAGUGGUGUUUCUUGCCAGGCGGUGCUCAAGGAGGAGCGCCGCCGGCUGGGGCGGGAGGUGCUGGUGCUCGCCUCUACCGCUUCCGCGCCAUCCCGCUGGCCGCGGAGCUGGGGCAGGCGCGUGACCGAGCUGCCCAGCGGGCCGGCGCCGCCGCGCCGGGGCUGCCACUGGCGCCGAACACGGUCGGCCGAGCUGGCGCACCGCCUGCUGGGGUCGGCAUGCCAGGCGUGGCGCCCGCUGCCGCUGGCGCGGCCGCCGUGGCCGGAGGCGCCGCCGCUGCUGGGGUUCCUGGGGCCCUCGCGCCUGUGCCCGAGGGUGCUGGCGUCGGAGGCGGGCUCGGGGCAUUCGCCGCGGUGCUGGGACCUGCUGGUGGCGUCGCGGCGCCGGGUGCUGGCCCUGGUGGCGCCCUGGUGGGGGCCGCCCCUGCGGCGCCGCCCGCUCCGGUCGCCCCCGUGGCGGGCGCCCUGGUGGCCGGCCUGGCGCCUGGCCCAGUGGCGCCGCCCGCGCCGCCGCCAGCUGGAGGUGGAGCUGCCAUGGUCUCCGACCUGAGGGUGCACCCCAUCGUGGUGGACACCAUGGCGAGGCGACAUCGUCCUUUCGCGGAGGCGCUGCCCAUGCUGACGGAGACGCCCUGGGCCGACUGGCCGGUCAGAGGCCCUCGCACGUUGAAGUGGGUCUGUCACUUUCUAGCAGGCAACGGCGGCAGUCCCAUCGCGCGCUACCGCCGGUGGAAGACCGACUGCAGGUUGACAAACGAGGGCGGUGUGGAGGAGCACCUGCGAAUCUGCACCGCCCUCGAGAAUGCCGUUUGCUUCGACCAACUGAAUGUGACCGAGAUGGCCGGCUUCGAGCUUCUCGGCAGGAGCCUGCAGAUCAUCGAGGAGAAGUAUCGUGAGAGGACGGCGGGCGCUGCGGACCCCGUGCGCAUGGAUCAGCACCUGUACCUGGGGACUGAGCUGGUGCGCGGCAACUGCUGCGCGUGCCCGGCCUUGCAGGCAUGGGUCAGCCAGGAACUGGCUCAGGAGCACGCGAUCCUGAAGGAGAGGAGGAAGGCCCGUGAAGAGCGCGCCGCCGCCCAGACUGCCACGAAGGCCAAAGCGAAGGCCAAGGGUGGCAAAGACGGCGGCGGCGAUGAUGAGGACAGGGCCACCCCCGCCGGCCACUUCAGGAGUUCCAAGACGAUCGAUUGGGCGAACAGCUGCAUCGACUCCCUCAACUCAGCCAACGGGUUUGCGAAGUCGGAGCAGCCGUCAUCAGUUGGCAACGCUGGUCAGCGAGCGGCGCUGGCCCACAUCGAGUCACAGUUCUUGCAAUUGGGUGGGCCCCCUGCGGACUCACCCGGCGGCGCGGGAGCCCUCGCCGAGCUCUGCGCCGCUGGCGGCCCGUAUCACGCGGAGCCCUCCAGCACUCGCCCCUGCGCCAAGGGAAACGUCCCCCUGCCCGAUGGCGCUGGCAAGCCCGUGCCGUUGCUGGAUUUGCUCGCCGAGGGCGACCGCAAGUGGCUGGGGUCCUCCUGUGGCGAUCUGCUCAGACUGGAGAGCGAGGCCCUCUCGCUUGUGGCGGAG